This is a messenger RNA of Parnassius mnemosyne (clouded apollo), 480 nucleotides long. NCBI's taxonomy places the organism in Eukaryota, Metazoa, Arthropoda, Insecta, Lepidoptera, Papilionidae. The record is from the annotation of a GenBank genome assembly.
AUGAAUAAAAUUAAAUUCGUCUUUGUCUGUACCGUAGCUGUAUUUGUUCUAACGCCCGUAUCAGCGACAUCUGUACAGCUACCAGCAGUGUACCCUCUAGUCAACGUACUCCUACCUCUUCUGAACAACGUUUACAAUCUUCUUUUAUCCCUGCUAUCAAUUUUCGACACCCUCCCACCUUCAAUAAGCUGCCUUAUACCUGUAGAUUUAGGAGCGUUAGAGACAUCCCUUCUUAAGCUUUACUCACAAGCUUUAGCUAUUAUCAAUUUCCUUAGAUCCUUACCCGAGUAUGCAAUCGGAGCUAACCCGGACACGCCUUCAACGGGUGUGGCAAACUUGCAGGGUCUUCUCACAGCGCUGGUUGCAGCAAUCACAGAGUUGGCGGAGGAUGUUUUGGUGGGGCUUGGUGGGGCUAUGUUACCAGGUCUAUUGCAGCUGGUUGUCAUGGUCGUACAAGCCUUGCUUAACUUGUUACUUUAA